GUCCUUCCAGUGAGCACUCAGGGCUGAUUUCCUUCAGAAUGGAUAGGUUUGAUCUUCGUCACGGGGAUUCGAACCGCCGACCUUUUGAUCGGCAAGCCCAAGGCUCAGUGGUUUAGACCAGUGCUCCCCAACCUUUUUAUCGCUGCAAACCAGUCAACGUUUGAUAAUUUUACCGUGGCCUGCUGAGGGGGGGGGACAUUGAUUGUUUAUAUUUUAUUUAGAUUGUUUUGAUUUAAUAAUUUUAAUUUAAUUGUAUUUAAAUGUUCCUUGGGCGGCCCGGUACCAAUUGAUCCACGGACCGGUACCGGUCCGUGGCCCGGGGGUUGAAGACCACUGGUUUAGACCACAGCGCCACCCGCGUCCCACCUUAGCCAACCUACUCGGAGUUAAAUACAAUCUAUGAAUCAUUUUCAAAUAGUUCUUUUUCAAAGAAUAACAUGCUGUAAAUUUCAAGUCGCUUUUCCAAACUUCCUCUCAGAGGUUAAGAUCUAUAUUGUGUCCUAUAUCUAUUGCCCCGUGCGUCACUGAAGCUUUAACUAGGUUGUCUUUUGUUUCCCAUUCUAAUAAUAUCUUUGUCAUUUAUACUCUUAUUUCAGUUCCCCCCCCCCCAAAAAACCCAAUCCAUUCAUAAUAAGGGGAAAGGUUAUUCAGUCAGUCUUUAAAGUUGAUUGAUGUACAGUAGUGAGGAUUUCUACACUUCAUUUCAAUCUCAUUUAUGAGAGUGAGAAUCAAAGCUGGAGGAGGCAUUGCGUUUCCUAACACCGGUUGGGCUGUGUGUGUGUUUUCUUUCUCCCUUUGCUGAGGCACCAUGUUCAUUCAUGAGCAGCUGUGUUGCCAUAGGAUUGGUGGGUAGAAUUGCUGGGGGUUGAAGAACGGGAAAGUGUGGUGGAUUUUAAAGCUUCUGACUUGGGAGGAGCAGAAUUCGUGAGCUAAAUAUAGCCUCCUCUGAGUUGGAGGGUUAGAGAUGAAGUGAGAGACUAGCCCCGUGGUUUUUGAAGCUGGGUUUCACUGGCUUUCGAUCGCUGAGGCCUGCAUUUUUCCUUCUGUGGUUUAAAACUGGGGGCUGCAUUUAGAGUAUUGAUUGGAAAGAGCCAAGCACAAAACAGUGAGAUCUUGGGUGCAUUUGAACGUGCUGAUCAAUUCUACACCGUUUCCCCCUCCUCCCCUUACAACAUGGGAGCAGCAAACCAAAAUCCUUGGCCUCACAUUGGGUCCAAACCGUGAGUUGCGGUUUCUUUUACAAACCACCAUUGAUAAGCCAUGACUUUUUCAUCCUGGUUUGGAGCAAAGCAAAUCAGAUUUGACAUCGUGCUGGGGUUUGUUGCUCUGACUCGCUAGCAGCGAGGAGCAGAACAGAAGCAAUCUGCAUGUUCCCAGUAAUUCAUUAACCAUAGCUUUCAUAACCCACAAAUGUAGCCGGUAGGGAUAACAGCAGGCAUUCUCUUCAGGGUUGACUAUAUUUCCCUAUCAGAAGUGAUUGAUUGAUUGAUCUCGUCACAGCCAGUGCAGGGACAGAAUGGAAUUGCGCAACACCCUCACCCCAGUUGAGUCCAAUUGCUCAUGCCUUGCCUCCUUCCAGUGACUCAUGCAGAGAAGCAACGGACAGCCUCCUGCUCACGGCUGGCAGUUCUGCAGCCCUUCUGCAUUGAGAGCAGUUGUCGAAUCCAGUUGAUGUAAAGGUGGGGCAGAAUUUUCCACUCUGAAUGGAAGGAGGUAGGUCCCCAUAAGUGACUGAUCUAUGAAAUGGCAGAGAAUGGAACAGAGCUGAGGCGCAUGGCGAUGGGCAAAGAGCAGCACAAUGGAAACUUCACAGAGCCUUCUCCGUCAAGCGAACAGAAGAAGAGAGAACGAGAAGAGCGCCUGGAUAUCGUCCUCUGGAAGAAGCCACUCAUUACCUUGCAGUAUUUUUUCCUGGAAACAUUAUUAAACUUGAAAGAAUUGACCAUAAAAUUGUGGCAUCGCCGAAGGAUCGUAGUGUCUCUCUUACUGCUGCUGUCACUGCUUACAACUGUGUAUUAUAUCGAAGGCGCACAUCAACAGUAUGUGCAUUAUUUGGAGAAGAAGCUCUUAUGGUGUGCCUACUGGGUAGGCUUAGGCAUUCUGUCCUCAGUGGGACUUGGAACGGGUCUUCACACCUUUCUGCUCUACUUGGGUCCACACAUAGCAUCGGUGACGCUUGCUGCUUACGAAUGUAACUCCGUCAAUUUCCCUGAACCGCCCUAUCCCGACCAAAUUACCUGCCCUGAUGUAGAAGGGGUUGAAGGAUCAAUUACUUUAUGGACCAUCAUCUCGAAAGUCAGGCUGGAGGCCUGCAUGUGGGGUGCCGGCACAGCCAUUGGGGAGCUGCCUCCAUACUUCAUGGCCAGAGCGGCCCGACUCUCUGGAGAGGAGCCUGACGAUGAGGAGUAUCAGGAAUUUGAGGAGAUGCUGGAACAUGCUCAGACCGCACAGGACUUUCCCUCCCGUGCUAAGCUGACAGUCCAGAAGCUUGUGCAGAAAGUUGGUUUUUUUGGAAUCCUGGCCUGUGCUUCAAUUCCAAACCCCCUUUUCGACCUGGCCGGGAUAACAUGUGGACAUUUCCUCGUUCCCUUUUGGACCUUCUUUGGCGCCACCCUGAUUGGAAAAGCAAUAAUCAAGAUGCACAUUCAGAAACUUUUUGUCAUUAUCACAUUCAGCAAACAUAUAGUGGAACAGAUGGUGGCCUUAAUUGGCGCCGUCCCCAGCGUAGGCCCAUCUCUCCAAAAGCCCUUUCAGCAAUAUUUGGAAACUCAGCGGCUGAAGCUUCACCACAAAGCGGAUGGGGGACCCCAGAGUGAAAACUGGCUGUCGUGGAUGUUUGAAAAGUUGGUUAUCGUCAUGGUGUGCUAUUUCAUCCUGUCCAUUAUAAACUCCAUGGCUCAGAGCUAUGCUAAGCGUCUCCAGCAGAUGUCCUCUGAGGAGAAAACCAAAUGAGCUUCGGGGAAGGGGGAGACGGACCCCAAAUUUAAUUGGGACGACCAGCCUCAUAUUAAAAAACGAAAAACAAGAUCGGCAUUAUUUGAAAUUGGAGGGUGGGUGAGAGGGUUGUGGGGUGUUUUUUAUUAUUUUUCAAAGUAACUCUGCCGAUUAGUAAACAUUUCUCAUUGAUUGCCAUUUGUAAAGGUAAUGUACAUGCUUCUGUUUAUUUCAUCCAAUAUUAGGGGAGAACAUUGCCUCCUAUUUUAAAUUUAUAUUUCCAGUGGAUUAUAUCCAACGUUCAUCCUCAGAGUAGACCCACUGGGUGGUAUUCCAUGCUAGUCCUACUCGGACUCAGUGAAACUAAUGACCAGGACUUUGGACUUGGUUGAAUACAGCCCAUUAACUUCAAUGGACCUAACUCGUAAAACUUACUUGAAUACAGCCCAAUAUCACAGAUUAUUCUUUUUUUAACAGGCAACACAACUCCGGACUUUUAAUUUAUAGACCCAGCUUGCCACUAAGUUUUUUCUUAAAAAAAUAAUAAUUAAAAAGUCCAAAGUUGGUUGCUCCAUCUUCUCCCCUGAGAUGGUCACAUGUCCAUCCCAGUCUUAACAUUGAAGAAAUAGUCUUAGAUUGGCUAGCAGACUUGCAUGACCCUCGUGCUAACAUUUUGGUUCUUCAAAGCUUCUCCAUUACAUGUUGGGUGGGAUGGCCGGAAUCUCAGAUUUUUUUAAACUUCAUAAUGGUUCUGAGCAGAGACACUGGUGCCAUCUGCUGCUGGAGUUCUCUUUUCUUUUUUCCAUUAAAAAGAAAAAAAAUCUGUAUAUUUAGAAUGACGUUAAGAUGAUAACAGAAGAAAUAUAUAUAAAAUCACCUUGGAUCAUUCCAGACCUCCUUGUCUUGGUCUUUAAAGCUCUUCCUCCUCCUCUUCCUCUUCUUCACCCUUUUGUAUUCCUGUUUUUGCCUUCGUUUUAUUUUGCAGUUUUAUCUCCCUCCGGUGUGUGUCUGAUCCUCCGGAGCUCUUUGUUCUUUUAUUUCUCCCCUCCCGCAAGAACUACUCACUCAAGGAAAUAGAAAAGUGUUGGGACCUUGACACGGUUUGGUUAAUUUUAUUUAUUUAACUGACAAGUAGCCCGUUGUUUUGGGUUUGUUUGUCUUUCUUUAUUUUAAAACGGUUAACUUGCGAUGUUUUGCAUAGCAUCGUUAGGAAAUGCACAGGAAGGUGUCUUGCAAAGUGCAAGAAGGGUGACUGGAAUAAACAACCAUUCAAAUA
Zootoca vivipara (common lizard) is the source of this 4210-nucleotide messenger RNA. RefSeq names its product vacuole membrane protein 1 (gene VMP1). Lineage: Eukaryota; Metazoa; Chordata; Lepidosauria; Squamata; Lacertidae. The record is from RefSeq and is a predicted model, not a curated record.